UAUAUGGUUGCAGCGGCGGCAGACACAGCAGCAGUCAUAAUGAAUAAUGAAAAGGCUUAAGAAUAGAGGAGUGAGUGAGGGCUGAAAGUAGAGGACUCUCUCUGCCUCGGUCGCUUUCUCUUCUCUCACCCUGAAUCAACCUUUUCCAUUCUCUCUCUCUCUACCCAGCCGCCAUCACCAAAGUCCCUUCCUUUUCCAUUUUACCCUUUCUUUCCCUCCUGCUCUAAAACUUACAUCACUACUAUAUAUACUUGUCUCAUUUAUUUUUUAUAGCUACAACUAAGCAACAAACCCCCCCUUACUCCUAACCAUAACUCUUCCCUUUCUUUCCCUUUUUACUCUUAAAACGUUGCACCUUUAACAUCUCUCACAACCCCUUCCUCUUCUUUUUCUAUUUAAUGCUUCCUAUCCUUUUCUUCCCUUAUUUCCCUUUUGAGAUUUCUACAGGAAAGACCCAACCCAAAUUGAAGUUCGUUCUUCUCAGCUUUUUAUUUGAUUUAUUGCCUUUUUCUUUAAGUUCUUGAUCAUAAAGUUGUGGGGGAAAAAAAAAACAUAAGACGCAUUGAAAAAUAGGGACUUGGGGGUAUACAAGGCCAUAUCUGUCCUUGUCUCACAACUUGAUUGAAAAAUAGAAACUUGGGCUGGUUAUGAAUUUUCCUGUUUGAUUAUAUUACUCCCUUGGAUAUUUCAUGCCAUCUUAGAAAUCUUUUGUAACCAUUUUCUUUUUGGUGAUACUCAUGGCAAAUGACACAGAUUUCUCUUCCCACAAAUUCCCCUCUGCUUCCGAGGUUGUUGAAGAGGUUAAAGAGCUAUGGGGCAUGGCUUUGCCUAUAACAGCCAUGAACUGGCUGGUCUUUGUAAGAGCAGUGGUUUCGGUUCUGUUCUUAGGCAGACUAGGCAGCCUUGAGCUAGCCGGUGGAGCUCUCUCCAUUGGGUUCACCAACAUCACUGGUUACUCUGUGCUUGUUGGUCUUGCCUCAGGCCUUGAACCUGUGUGUAGCCAAGCCUAUGGGAGCAAGAACUGGGAGUUGCUAUCACUCUCUCUCCAACGCAUGAUCAUAAUCCUAUUUCUUGCAACCAUACCAAUCAGCCUGUUAUGGGUGAAUCUUGACAACAUUAUGGUGUUCAUGGGACAAGACAAAGAUAUCACAGCAAUGGCGGCAACUUACUGUAUGUAUUCUUUGCCGGAUCUUUUAACAAACACUUUGUUACAGCCAUUGAGGGUUUACUUAAGGUCACAGCGCGUGACAAAGCCUAUGAUGUGGUGCUCUUUGGUUGCUGUGAUGUUCCACUUGCCGCUUAACUAUGUGCUGGUGAUGAUAAUGGGGCUGGGAGUACCAGGUGUGGCAAUGGCGUCCGUGGUUACAAACAUGAACAUGGUGGUGCUGAUGGUGGGGUACGUACGGGUUAGCGGACGGUGCGAGAUGAGAUGGACGGCUGGGAUUGGGGGAGUGUGUGGUGGGGUGGUCCCACUUUUGAGAUUGGCAGUGCCUAGUUGUCUUGGGAUUUGCUUGGAAUGGUGGUGGUAUGAGAUAGUGACUUUGAUGGCUGGUUAUCUGUCGAACCCAACACUCGCUGUGGCUGCUACUGGGAUCCUGAUUCAGACCACCAGCAUGAUGUAUACUGUCCCCAUGGCUCUUGCUGGCUGUGUCUCCGCCCGUGUAGGGAAUGAACUUGGAGCCGGUAAGCCAUAUAAAGCCAAGCUAGCAGCCAUGGUGGCAUUGGGAUGUGCCUUUGUGAUUGGCAUAAUCAAUGUGGCAUGGACCGUGAUCCUUAGGGAAAAAUGGGCUGGUUUGUUCACCAAGGAUGAUCUGGUCAAACCUUUGGUUGCAACAGUCCUGCCAAUUAUCGGGCUGUGUGAGCUAGGUAAUUGCCCCCAAACAACCGGGUGUGGCAUCCUACGUGGCACGGCGAGGCCGGCGGUCGGUGCCCGCAUUAACCUCGGCUCAUUUUACUUUGUGGGCACCCCAGUGGCAGUGGGCCUAGCCUUUCUCCUACACGUGGGGUUCUCUGGGCUAUGGUUUGGACUGCUGUCUGCACAAGUCGCUUGUGUUGUGUCUAUUCUGUAUGCAGUGCUCUAUACAACAGAUUGGGAAGGUGAGGCAUUGAAAGCUAAGAAGCUAACCACCAUCGAAAUUAGCCCCGCAUUCAAGAAAGGAUAUGAAAAAGAAGAAGAAGAUGAAGAUGAAGAUGAAAGUAAAGGGUUUUUGGGCAAGGGAAAUGAUAAAAUAGAAGACAUAUUGUGAAGAGAAACUAAGGGUGUGGGUUUUGGUAAUGGGGAUGUUGUUGUCUCAGCUUUUUAUGGGAUACUGCUUUGUUUUUAUUGUCUAUUUGCUUUUGUGCAAGGUAGCUGACUCAUGUUUGCUUUUGCUUUA
This is a messenger RNA of Gossypium raimondii (Peruvian cotton), 2375 nucleotides long. RefSeq names its product protein DETOXIFICATION 54. Gene Ontology annotation, molecular function: xenobiotic transmembrane transporter activity; antiporter activity. Bases 738 to 2246 code for a protein of 502 amino acids. NCBI's taxonomy places the organism in Eukaryota, Viridiplantae, Streptophyta, Magnoliopsida, Malvales, Malvaceae. Gene Ontology annotation, biological process: xenobiotic detoxification by transmembrane export across the plasma membrane. The record is from RefSeq and is a predicted model, not a curated record. The transcript has 3 exons. Gene Ontology annotation, cellular component: membrane.